AUGCGACAGGCAACUACGCCCGCUACUGCUGUUGGUAAGACGCUGAAAAAAGCUGAGAAAAAAACCUCAGCAAGGUCAAAACAUGUCAAACCCAGCCAUCCCCCAACUUCCGAUAUGGUUAAUCGUGCCAUCAAAGGAUUGAAAGAAAGGAGCGGAUCCUCGUUGCAUGCUAUCAAGAAAUACAUCGAAAAGACCGCUGUACAGUCCGGUUCCUUGAUUCAGACCAAAGGAAAAGAAGCGUCUGGCUCUUUCAAAUUGGCCGCUGGCGGUUCUACAACAAACGCGUCGAAGAAAUUUGCGAAAAAAUUGGUCAAGUCGGCCGAUGGAGCAAAUAAGAAUGCAUCACCUACAAUGGCAGCCGACAAGAAGAACACAUCACCUGCCAGGUCUACAUCUAUCUAG
Molecule: messenger RNA, 402 nt
Organism: Coccinella septempunctata (seven-spotted ladybird)
Lineage: Eukaryota; Metazoa; Arthropoda; Insecta; Coleoptera; Coccinellidae
Product: histone H1-like
Exons: 2
Coding region: 1-402 (133 amino acids)
Biological process (GO): nucleosome assembly
Cellular component (GO): nucleosome
Molecular function (GO): DNA binding; structural constituent of chromatin
Source: RefSeq, a predicted model, not a curated record